This is a messenger RNA of Camelina sativa (false flax), 830 nucleotides long. RefSeq lists its product as uncharacterized. The record is from RefSeq and is a predicted model, not a curated record. Gene Ontology annotation, molecular function: ubiquitin protein ligase activity. Lineage: Eukaryota; Viridiplantae; Streptophyta; Magnoliopsida; Brassicales; Brassicaceae.
UUAAUACUUAACUGCUACGGAAAAAGUUAAGGGAGAUUAUAGAGCCGACGAAGAACAAAGACGCGGCGACGAGAGAGUAAUAGGAGAAGAAGAAGAAGAAGUAAUAUGAAUGCGCCUCCGGAGAACGAAGUUUGUUCGAUAUGCCAUGGCCACUUCAUCGCUCCUUGUCAAGCCAAUUGCUCCCACUGGUUCUGCGUCAUUGUAGGAAACUGCAUUAUGCUUGUUUGGAGGCAUGGAUCUACAUUACGGCCAUGCAAAUGUCCCUUGUGUCGUCGUCCGAUUAGCUUGUUAGUUCCUUCUGAGGAAACAGUGAGAGUUCGGAAUGAUGCUACAGUUUCCGAUGUUCUUCACGAUGUUGAAACAUACAACCGAGUCUUUGGUGGACAGUCAAGUAGUCUUGUUCAGAGGAUGCAAGAUCUUCCCUUCUUACUCCGAAGGUUGUUGCGAGAAAUUAUGGAUCCACGAAGAACGCUUCCAUUCGUCAUCAGAGCUCGUGUUUAUAUUGCGAUGAUACUAAGUGCGAUUUACAUAAUCAGUCCAAUCGAUAUCAUUCCUGAAGGAGUAUUGGGGGUUAUCGGUUUACUAGAUGAUCUACUGAUAGCCCUGAUUUUCUUCCUCUAUGUUGCUGCUCUUUACCGAUCUGUUCUCUAUUUCCGUCAUGGUGGUUCAUGAGUCGCUUUGAAGUUUUCACAUCAUGAAUCAUCAUAGUUGAACAACUAAGUGACUUGGUUACUUGUUUGGACCUUGCUUUCUUUUAUUCAUGGUUUUGACUUUUGACUGUUAGACUUAAGGUAACUUGAUUUUGAUGGGUAAACAAAGACGUUUCUUUA